UAUUUGCCUUUCUGUUUCUUGAAGCUCAACCGGCAAAGUAAAGCACUCUUCUUUUUCUUCUUCUUCUUCUUCUUCUUCUUCUUCUUCUGCUUCUUGAUUCUCAUCCCAUAGCCAUCAUGUCUACUGAGACUACUGUUGCAUCUGUUCCUGCUGAUGAUCAGCCAACUGAGGGAAAGGUGCAUGAAGAAACAACACAUGCAAGCAAAGAGGUUGAAGGUCCUCCAUCCAAGGACGAUGGAAAAAGGGAUGAAAAAGAAGAUCUUGUAGUUGUAGCAGAGAAAUCUGAUGGUUCAGAGUCUCAGUUAAUUUCAAGUAUGUCUGAAGAAACACCAGAGAAUAACCAGACGGAGUAUCCUAUCGUUGUCGAGGGCCAGGUUGAUCAUGUUCCAGUCGAAGUGGGCGCGAAAGAGGUUGAGAGUUCUGAUCAGGAUCCAGAAGCAUCAACCACAAAAGACUCAGCCAGUGAAGCUGUUGAAAGCCAAGCAGAUGAGAGUCUAACAAUUGAAAAUGUUCCAGUGGAGAAACCAGCAGUUGAAUCAGUUGAAAAUACACCAGUGGAGAAAGUAGCAACUGAAUCAGUUGAGGAAGAAGCAGAGAAGGCACAAACUGUUGAAGUAGAUGGGGAUAAACCAGUGGAGAUAGUAGCAAUUGAAGAAGCUGAGAAAGAAGCAGAGAAGGCAGAAACUAUUGAAGCAGCUGAAAACAAACCAGUGGAGGAAGUAGCGAUUGAAGAAGCUGAGAAGGAAGCAGAGAAGGCGGAAACUAUUGAAGCAGCUGAAAACAAAACAGUGGAGGAAGUAGCAACUGAAGAAGCUGAGAAAGAAGAAGAGAAGGCAGAAACUAUUGAAGCAGCUGAAAACAAAACAGUGGAGGAAGUAGCAACUGAAGAAGCUGAGAAAGAAGAAGAGAAUGCAGAAACUAUUGAAGCAGCUGAAAACAAACCAGUGGAGGAAGUAGCAAUUGAAGAAGCUGAGAAAGAGGCAGAGAAGGCAGAAACUAUUGAAGCAGAUGAGAAUAAACUAGUGGAGACAAUUGAAACUGAGGCAGUUGAGAAAGAAGCAGGGCAGACACAAGCAAUGGAAGCAGAAGAGAAUAAACCAGAGGAGAAGCCAGCUACUGAGCCAGUUGAAAAACAGAUAGAUGAUGAGAAGCCAAAGGUUGAAGCUUCUGAGGCUGAUCCAUCAACUGAAGCAGCUGGUCAGGCAGUGGAGGAAACCUUGGGAACAUCUCUUGUCAAAGAUUCAGAACCAGUAAAUGAAGUGGAGGCUAAACCACAUGAACAGUUGAAAGUUUUAUUAGAGAUGGAAAGAAAUAUUGAGAAGGUACUCAAGCCUGAAGAAAAUGUUGCCACUGAAAGCUCUGUCCCAGCCAUUGAGGAAGCUCAAGCAAAUGAAAAAGUAUCUCAUGUUGCUGAGAAUACAGAGAAAGAAGCAGGUGUGGUUGAUGAGGUUGGAAAGUUUUUGAAGGAUGAGACUGAGGUGAGUGAAAAUGCAGAAGUGGAAGAAGAAAAGAUUGUCAAAACAGAACAAGAAACUGAGGAGAAAAUUGAAAAGACUGAGGCAAAGAAAACUGAGGGUGAUAAUAAGCUUGAAAAUGUUGCAGAAGUUGCUGAUAGAGAAUUGGGUGAGGCUAAAGAGGUACUGGUCAAAGAAGAUGUGUACAAGGACAUCAAAGAGAAUGAAGAGGUAAUUGUGCCUUCUGCCAUUGUUGAACCUGUAGGAGAAGCCAAGGCUUUGGAUGAUGCAAGUAAGUUGGAAAAUACAGAAGAAGCUGCAAAUGAGUCAAAAACUGAGCCUGAGACUCUUGAGGCUUCCAAAGAUCAGGAAAAGCAAGAUGUUUCAGUGAAAGCAGCACAAAAGCAAUCAGGUGGCAUCAUAUCAAAGGUGAAGCAAUCUAUUGUGAAGGUGAAGAAAGCUAUCAUUGGGAAAUCUCCCAGCUCAAAAGUCCUCUCACCUGAAGUCAAAGCAGAAGAACCUGUCAAGUAAGUUUUGUCAAGAGAAAGAUAGUUUAUAUAUGGAGGUUUAAAAACCUGUGGUGUAGUUGAUUGAUCUGGUGUUUCCUCAUGUGCUUGCCUCCGGAAUUGUGAGGACAUACAAGAGGGCAAAGACCAUGCGUUUUGUUUUGUGUGGGAUUUGCUAGAUUUUCUUAGCUCUUUUCAUCAUAGGUACAAGGUGUUACUUGUGUUUGUUUUGGUGAGUCAUGUGUGUGACAUGUAAUUGACAUUAUAUUGAUUUGUUUAUUAUUUUUAAGCUAUAGAUUGGUAUCUUACAUGUAAAAUUACUUCUGGAAAUGACAAAAAUUUGUUUGCCUUA
Prunus avium (sweet cherry) is the source of this 2312-nucleotide messenger RNA. Lineage: Eukaryota; Viridiplantae; Streptophyta; Magnoliopsida; Rosales; Rosaceae. The record is from RefSeq and is a predicted model, not a curated record.